Colletotrichum higginsianum IMI 349063 is the source of this 780-nucleotide messenger RNA. RefSeq lists its product as uncharacterized. NCBI's taxonomy places the organism in Eukaryota, Fungi, Ascomycota, Sordariomycetes, Glomerellales, Glomerellaceae. The record is from RefSeq and is a predicted model, not a curated record. Bases 1 to 780 code for a protein of 259 amino acids. The transcript has a single exon.
AUGAGUUGUCUGUUGAGAGACAUAGACAAAACUGGUGCGCGCAUCGAGGUAACCCAUACCGAGACGCGGGAAGCGAUGGGCAGUGUCUGGCAGGAGAAUGGGGCUGUCCCUAACGUCGCCCUGUUUAUACUUCGUUUCGCUCUGCUCUCGGUACACGCCUUCUCUCCAUUCUCUCCAGGCUCCGGGCGCUCAAUAGGAAGCUUUGAAUGGCGACCUGACGCCAGCGUUGCACGACGUCCGAAACCAGACCUGUCGAUCUGCUCUACGGCGUCAGCAGUGGUGAUGUGGGCACUCUCUAGCCUGGCUCAUCAAAGACGGGCUGGCAUGCCAGCACCCGAACAGCAAGCCACCAUUGGCGCUCUUCAUGUGACUAAUCCUCGUAAAUGCGGCCUCCCACCGAGUUUUUUCGAGUUGCAGGCCGCCCGACAGGUGAGUUUCGCGCGCCGCCUCAGUAGUGACAGGGAGAACACUGGCAGUGACAUGUGCCUUGACUCAGUUUCUGGCCAACAACAUCUCGACGGGCAUUCAACGACUCAGCCCAAAAGGAAGGCCAGGCAGGAUGAUAACCAAGCGGGAGACGGCGCCCGAAGCCCGAAGGAAGGGAUGAGCAAGCAGGUCUGGGUUCAGCGGAAAGCCAGUGGCUGGCUAGCUGGCUGCCUGUUUAGGUCAUCGCUCCAGCCACACCCCCAAAAAUACUGGAUAAGUUCCGUCGUUCCUGGUCCCAACAGCAGCGAUUCUUGCCACCCAACUACCGGGCCCUCCAUCCCUCCAAAGACGUAA